AUGGCGGCAAACAAAAUGGCACAUGAAGAGCUGAAAUACGCAGAGUUUCUGGCGCUUAUGUACCGCAGCGACUGCAAGGAAGUUAUCGAUGCAGAACAUCAAAGAGUUAUCAGUGAGAAAGUAGAAGGCACCUUUACAGCAGAAAAAAAAAACAAAAGUUUGAACAGGUUCGACCACGCCGUGUGUUUUGAUCACUCGAGAGUGAUUCUGCCGAAGGAGCGGAACAGGGGGAGCUACAUAAACGCCAACUAUGUUGACGGAUUUGAGCACACAAAGAAGUUCAUUUGCGGAGAAGCCCCGACUCGUAACACGUGCUACGAUUUUUACAGAAUGCUGUGGAUGGAGCAAGUACAGAUAAUCGUGAUGCUGACCCAAAAGAAAGAAAAUGGAAAAGAAAAAUGCUACCCGUACUGGAGUAACGUGGAACAAACUUCGUUUAGAUUAGGCAAGUUUCAAAUUACAACCAUCAACGUUGAAAAGUUCCCUCAUUAUGUAAAAUCGACCCUUGAGUUGACCGAUGGGACUGGAGCAACGCAAACGGUGAUACACUUUAAUUUCACCGCUUGGCCAGACCACGACGUGCCCAAAAAUACGUCAGAGUUUGUGAGCUUCGUCCUGGAGGUCAGACAAUGCCAGAGGGAACUCUAUGAAAACUCGCUCCAGAAUGGCCAUAAACGCCUCCAGCCGCCGCCAAUUGUUGUGCACUGUAAUGCCGGGCUGGGAAGGACUCCCUGCUAUUGCGUGGUCGACAUCAGCAUUUCGAGGUUUCAUCACAAUCAAACUGUUUCAAUUCCGUCUAUAGUGUCCAGUAUUCGGGAAAAAAGGUACCACAGCUUGUUCAAUCCGUUCCAGUACUUUUUUUGCUACGAAGCAGUUAAGUUCUACUUGGAUUUAGCCGACACAAAAGCUUUGAUAAAGACAAGUCCGGUCCGACAAGUUGUUUCGUAUUUUAAAAAUUUAGUCAACUAA
Molecule: messenger RNA, 969 nt
Organism: Cotesia congregata
Lineage: Eukaryota; Metazoa; Arthropoda; Insecta; Hymenoptera; Braconidae
Source: the annotation of a GenBank genome assembly